Molecule: messenger RNA, 945 nt
Organism: Kuraishia capsulata CBS 1993
Lineage: Eukaryota; Fungi; Ascomycota; Pichiomycetes; Pichiales; Pichiaceae
Exons: 1
Coding region: 1-945 (314 amino acids)
Biological process (GO): nucleotide transport; folate import into mitochondrion
Cellular component (GO): mitochondrion
Molecular function (GO): folic acid transmembrane transporter activity; FAD transmembrane transporter activity
Source: RefSeq, a predicted model, not a curated record
AUGUCACAAAUACAACAGCAGGGAGAAAUACCGAAAGGUGUUAGCCCGAACCUUCUGAACAAGACCACAGUUGAAGCAUUGUCUGGACUCUCUGCUGGCUUCAUAACUACGAUUAUCACACACCCAUUGGAUCUUUUGAAGCUCAGAAUGCAGCUGGAUACAACGAACUGGCGAUCGCCGUGGAAUCGUAUCCGGGUGCUAUCUGGUGAGCUGCUUGCGAACUCGGUGGACGCAGAAACCAAGAAGCUAAAAGUGGGUUCUUUUACAAAAGAGUUAUACAGGGGAAUAACGCCUAAUUUGAUAGGAAGUACGUCUGCUUGGGGAUUGUACUUCAUGUUCUAUUACGAGUACAAAAAGCUUAUCGCUACAAUGGGUAGCAAGAAGGAACUCGACUCUGGUGAAUAUUUAGCAAGUGGCUUUGCUGCUGGUAUUUCAACCUCACUGAUAACGAACCCGAUAUGGGUAUUAAAGACCCGAAUUAUCAGCACUUCGAGAAAAGCCCCAGGUGCGUACUUAUCCACGCUGGAUGGAGCACGCAGGAUCCUCAAAGAGGAGGGCAUACUGGGUUUCUGGAAGGGUCUACCACCAGCAUUAAUCAGUGUAUCACAAGGAGCGUUACAAUUCUCCAUCUAUGAUACCAUGAAGACGAGCAUUUUGAAGCAACAAGAAGACAAUCUUACCACUUUCCAGUACAUCUACACCAGUGCCAUAUCUAAGAUGGUUUCCACGGUUGCCCUAUAUCCAUUCCAGGUUAUGAGAUCGCGACUACAAGGAUACACAGCGAUCGACCAGCCAAAGACCAUGAUCCAGGUAGCAAAAAAAUUGGUGAAGAAAGAGGGUUUCACCGGUUUCUACAAAGGUGUCGUCCCGAACUUGAUCCGGGUAGUCCCAGCUACAUGUAUCACCUUCGUGGUUUACGAGAAUGCUCGUACGGCGCUUUCCUAA